Molecule: messenger RNA, 1878 nt
Organism: Drosophila eugracilis
Lineage: Eukaryota; Metazoa; Arthropoda; Insecta; Diptera; Drosophilidae
Product: ubiquitin-conjugating enzyme E2 J2
Exons: 4
Coding region: 631-1485 (284 amino acids)
Source: RefSeq, a predicted model, not a curated record
AAUUAUUGUUUCAUCUCUAGUCGAGAGAAAUUUUUAUCGACGAAAUAGUAAUUUAGCAAUUGUCGAGCGCAAGAAACCGAUUCAAAACACACCCAAAACCUUUUAUAACGGAUUGCGACUUACCUAUUGCUUCGGAUUAAAAUCGAGGAUAUAUCAAAUCAAUCAAAUUCCAGCCUUAAUUAUCUACCUGCACGUGUAUUAGUGCCAGUGCUUGUGUGCGUGUGGGUACAAGUGCGCCAGUGUGUGUUUGUGUGUGUGUUGUUUUCUCACACAAUUUAGCUGCAAUUUAAAAAAAAUCAACAAAAGCGCAGUAACAACAGCAAAAACAAUUAGGAAACGCAUUUAUUUCCGAGGUUGUUUGCUUAUACUAGAAAAAUAAACAAUAAAGAAUUGAGUUGGAAAAACUGGAAAUUGCAUGAUAAACAAAACGACGAAGAACCUUCGACAGCUCCAAAAUUCUGAGGAAGGAGGGGCCACGUCGCUAUCGCUUAUCAAUUGCACUGAGAGAAAAGAAUAAAAGCAAGCCAGUAGGCCAGUCGUGCCCGAUCGUUGCCACCAAAUUUCCAGUCCCUCGUUUCGGGCAAUAGUAAUUUACACAGUUUCCUAAAAUUAACCAAAACAAAAACAAUCAUGUCCACGUCGUCGGCGUCUGGCGGCCGGAAGCAGCCCACCGCCGUGUCGCGCAUGAAGCAGGACUAUAUGCGCCUUAAGCGAGAUCCCCUGCCAUACAUCACCGCCGAACCGCUGCCCAAUAACAUCCUCGAAUGGCAUUACUGCGUCAAGGGACCGGAGGACUCGCCAUACUACGGCGGCUAUUACCACGGCACCUUGCUCUUCCCGCGCGAGUUCCCCUUCAAGCCGCCCUCUAUCUACAUGCUGACGCCGAACGGACGCUUUAAAACCAACACCAGACUGUGCUUAAGCAUAUCAGACUUUCAUCCGGACACUUGGAAUCCCACUUGGUGUGUUGGAACUAUUCUCACUGGACUUCUGAGCUUUAUGCUGGAGAGCACACCCACACUGGGAUCCAUUGAGUCAUCAAACUAUGACAAGCAAGUAUUUGCUCAAAAAUCGCUAGCAUUUAACCUGCGCAACACCAGUUUCUGUGAGCUGUUUCCCGAGAUGGUAGAUGAGAUCAAGCAGCGAUUGCAGGGAACCCAGGCGGCGGCUGCGGCAAGUGGAGUUGCGUCCACUUCGAACGGGGCGAAGCGUUCCAAUGGGCUGGCCAAUGGAGCCUUGGCAUCUGGAGAAGGCAAUCUAGCAGCCGGAGGCUUGGCUAAUCCCCAUAAUACAGCGGAUGCGAUUGAUGGAGCGGCGGGUCAAGUGGAUUUAGCCAGUGGCGGUGGAGCGUCAGCACUGCAAAAUAGUGCACGGAAUUCCUAUCUGAACUGGCAGUCCGUCUAUUCAAACCUAGUGAUCAUCAUCUGCUUUGCGAUAUUUGCCCUCAUUGUUAAUUACGUGAUCAAGAACCUGAAUCAGGAAUAGGAUUAACGAAACCGCCUCUAUAUUUAUAUACAAAUAUAGUUACACAUCCGUAUGCGAUUGCAUAUUUAAUAUAGUUUACUCUAAAGUAGUCUUCGUGGAUUCAGUACCGCUUGAGAAGUAUUUACAGACCCUGCUAUAACCCAAAAAUGACCGCCUCAGGCCCCGCCAUCCAUUCCCCACUAUUCCCACGAUCGCUGUUUAGUCUGAAUAUAUUGGCAAUAACAACUUGAUACACAGAAACACAUUUCUAAACUCAAUUUGUGAAAAUUAUAAAUUGUUUUGUUAUGUAUUCAUUACUAUUAAUGCCUAGUUUAAUGCAACGUGAAUGAAGCCAGGAAUAUGUUUGUAAAUGAAUAAAGAAGAACGGCAACAUAUGAGCUCGUGUACAAAUUA